Lathyrus sativus (Indian pea) is the source of this 408-nucleotide messenger RNA. Lineage: Eukaryota; Viridiplantae; Streptophyta; Magnoliopsida; Fabales; Fabaceae. The record is from the annotation of a GenBank genome assembly.
AUGUCGGCUUAUGAAAAUGUUGUUGGUGGUAAAUUGAAGCUGAAGGGAAAAGCAUUGGAUGUUGCUGGUGGAAUCAAAAAGAAGAAAAAGAAGAAUAAAAGAAAUCAACAGCAGUUUUUGCAACCAACUGAAGAUGAAAUUUCAGCAGGUGGAACAUCAGAACAAGCUAAAGAUUCUAAUGAAGAAGUAAAUGAUGGGGGUGAAUUGAAUGGGGAAGAGAAGCCUGCUCAUUAUGAUGAUCAUCUUACACCAGCAGAGAGGCGAUACAUAGAACAGAGGGAGCAACUUGAUGUUCAUAGAUUGGCCAAGAUUUCUAACAAAUCUCACCGCGAUAGGAUUCAGGAUUUCAAUCAAUAUCUCGCAAACAUGAGCGAGCACUAUGAUAUUCCUAAAGUUGGUCCUGGAUGA